This is a messenger RNA of Lactuca saligna, 1123 nucleotides long. The record is from the annotation of a GenBank genome assembly. Lineage: Eukaryota; Viridiplantae; Streptophyta; Magnoliopsida; Asterales; Asteraceae.
AUGUUGUACCUGGUGCGUGAGAACCUCUUCAUCGGCAACAUCAAUGCAGCUGCAGAAGUACUUUUGAAUGGCAGCGAAGGAAUCACCCAUAUCUUAUCAGUUCUGAGCUCGGCUUCUAUCAGCUUUUUCUCAGAAUGGAAAUCGAGUUUCUCAGUUCCAACCAAAGAGAUUCGCACUGUGUACAUGGGGGAUUCAGAUUCAAUUGAAAACUCGGAGGGUGAUGUAUCAGAUAAAACCGCAUUAUCCUCCAAGAAGAUUCUUUAUGUACUCGAGAACGCAGGAAAAGAUUUGAAUCUGGUGAGGAUGGCUGUUCCUUUGAGAGAUAUGGAGAGCGAAAAUUUGCUUGAUUCGUUAGAAGUUUGUUUGGAUUUCAUUGAUGAAAGUAGGAAAAAGGGUUCAGUUUUGGUUCAUUGCUUUGCAGGUGUAUCCAGAAGUGCGGCCAUCAUCACAGCAUACCUGAUGAGAACUGAAAGACUUUCUCUAGAAGAUGCACUUGAAUCAUUACGCCAAAGCAAUGAAUCUGUUUGCCCUAAUGAUGGAUUUUUAGAACAGUUGAGCAUGUUUGAAGAUAUGGGAUUCAAGGUUGACCAUUCAACCACUAUAUAUAAACGCUUCCAUUUGAAGGUUUUAGGCGACUCAUACAACCGAGGAGAGAAAAUCGACACCACAAAGUUUGCUGCUGACCCUGGCUUGUCCAAGAAAGAAGUCAUUGGGACCGGAACGGCAUCACAGAAAGAAGUGAUUCCGCUUCCGAUUCCGAUUCCGACUCCGGCGUCUGCAUUCCGGUGCAAAAAGUGUAGGAGAGUUGUUGCAUUGGAGGAGAAUGUUGUGAGUCAUGUUCCAGGGGAAGGGGAGAGUUCUUUUGAGUGGCAUAGAAGGAGAAGUGAUAACUAUUUUAACAAAUAUGAUGAGCUUGAAUGCACCUCCAUUUUUGUUGAGCCUCUUCGUUGGAUGAAAACAGUGGAAGAAGGUGCACUGGAAGGAAAGCUGUGGUGCAGCCACUGUGAAGGCCGAUUGGGUUACUUUAAUUGGUCAGGAAUACAGUGUAGCUGCGGGAGCUGGAUCACUCCAGCUUUUCAGCUCCAUAGAAGCCGAGUUGAUAUCAGCACUCUUUAAAUAAAAA